AUCAUUUGACGCGGCUGUGGGCUGAAGAGACACAAGGGAAGUCGCUGUCGCCACUGUCGGACCCUCUGUCGCGGCCGCCGCCUGUAGCAGCUGGGACCCUCCGCCUCGUCACCCCCGCCCAGUCUUCCGCGCCAUGCCGUCAGAGAAGACCUUCAAGCAGCGCCGCACCUUCGAACAAAGAGUAGAAGAUGUCCGACUUAUCCGAGAGCAGCAUCCAACCAAAAUCCCGGUGAUAAUAGAACGAUACAAGGGUGAGAAGCAGCUUCCUGUCCUGGAUAAAACCAAGUUCCUUGUACCUGAUCACGUCAACAUGAGUGAACUCAUCAAGAUAAUUAGAAGGCGCCUACAGCUCAAUGCUAAUCAAGCCUUCUUCCUGUUAGUGAAUGGGCACAGCAUGGUGAGCGUGUCCACGCCAAUUUCGGAAGUGUAUGAAAGUGAGAAGGAUGAAGAUGGAUUCCUGUAUAUGGUAUAUGCCUCUCAGGAGACAUUUGGAAUGAAAUUGUCGGUGUAAGACUAGAAAAAUGCAUCUGUUCUAGAAUUUUUUAAACCCUUACCAAGGGGGAAAAAAGGGAUGUUACCAACUGAGAUUGAUCAGUUCAUCUAAUCACAGAUCAUCAAAACAGUAGUGUUCCUGCCUAGGAGAUUUAGGAAGUUUUUGUUUUGUUUUGUUUUUUUGUACUUCAAACAGAAAAGCUCCAAAUGAGCACAUUCAGCUUUGGAAAACUAUAUUAUUUAACCUAGGCUGUCUUGUUUUCAAAUUAGAAGUUUAAAAAUAAAAUACUUUGCAUUCUAAGUUACCAAUAAAAUAGACCUUCAAGUUAUUUCAAUGCUCUUUUCACAAUAGGAACUUGCAAUUUGAGCAUUCAGAGAUGUUAAGUUUUUUCUCUAGGUUCACAGAACCUGCCAACUUUUUAUAGAAGGAUUUCUACUCAACUAGAGAAAUCUGUUAGAGGAUCUUUAAGUAUAAGUUGUCAAGCAUAGCUCCCUUCCAAAAGCAUUUGCCAUAAUAAUAGUUGGCAAAAAGCAGGGUAAAUGGGAGUGUAUAAGAAAACUCUGAACUGCUGUUCAAGGUUCUUGAUUCCUAAUAUGUAUACCCCAAGUCAAUGCUCUUACAGUGUUAGGGAGUUCUUACUUGGUUUGUUCUCUAAAUAGUAACACACAGAAAAACACCACUGUUCAACAGGAACCUUGAAUAAUUCACAAUUUUGGUCUAGUUUCUUAAAAUGCCCAGAGAAAAAAAGAGUGACAUUUCUUGUUUUAGAUAUUCUCUAAGAGCUCAGACUAGUGCCUGCUUUGGUAAAUAAACAAGCAGUUGUAUCAGUUUCAUUCUUUAGGACAGUGGUAGAAACUACAGAAUCCUGAAACUAAAAAGCAUUAAAAUUCAGAUGCAUUUCCUCUUCCUUUUGGUUUAAAGCUGUAGAUGAUCCAUGUUUUAUGUUGUGUGGCUAAUAUGUUAUUAAAAAGUUAUAUUUUUAAGAGUAUUUCAGUUAUCACUAUUAGGUCAAACCACCAUCAAAAUCUCCCCACUAUAGGUGCAUGUCAGUUGUGAAGAAAACAUAGUAAAAGGAGACAUUCUCUUGACAGAUAUUAAUGUCAAAAAUUAAACAUUUCCCAAGUCCACCUAGAAUAAAUAACCAAUGCUUCUUACUACCAGCAUGAGGUUCACCGUAUUUUCAUGGAAGUAUCACAGAAAGAUCACAAACCACUUUAGACGACGUCGUGAUUUGCCCUUGUAUAUUUAGAUGUGUGGAAUACCUGUAUCAGAUAGUGGAAGUUAUUUACUGUAAUGGGGGGAUAAGGCAAUAUUACUGUGUUAUGGGGCCUCGACCACCAACCUCCCAUCACCUACCUACUCCUCCUGCUGCAUGCAUCUGUCCACAUGGCUAACUUUUAAUAUGUAUAUUUUUACAUUAUGUAUUCUUAAUCAGCCUGUCUUGUUUAGAUUGUAUACGUCAUACCUGACAUUCUUGUAACUACUGUGUGAUAAGAUUCCUGUAAGAAAUUCUGCUUUUUAAAAAAAAAUACCAUGCUGAGAGGGGUGACGUAUCCCACAUUAGUGGGUGGUCACUCUAUGUUUAUAGGAUCUUUAAAACAAGUACAUUUUUAAGGUGAAUAAAGGCACAACUAAAAACUGUCA
Pteropus alecto (black flying fox) is the source of this 2137-nucleotide messenger RNA. RefSeq names its product microtubule associated protein 1 light chain 3 beta (gene MAP1LC3B). Lineage: Eukaryota; Metazoa; Chordata; Mammalia; Chiroptera; Pteropodidae. The transcript is spliced from 4 exons. The record is from RefSeq and is a predicted model, not a curated record. Bases 134 to 511 code for a protein of 125 amino acids. Gene Ontology annotation, cellular component: autophagosome; cytosol; autophagosome membrane. Gene Ontology annotation, molecular function: ubiquitin protein ligase binding. Gene Ontology annotation, biological process: autophagosome assembly; autophagy of mitochondrion; macroautophagy.